Molecule: messenger RNA, 2749 nt
Organism: Tachyglossus aculeatus (Australian echidna)
Lineage: Eukaryota; Metazoa; Chordata; Mammalia; Monotremata; Tachyglossidae
Gene: LGI4
Product: leucine rich repeat LGI family member 4
Exons: 9
Coding region: 161-1786 (541 amino acids)
Biological process (GO): neuron maturation; myelination in peripheral nervous system
Molecular function (GO): protein binding
Source: RefSeq, a predicted model, not a curated record
CGGAGAUCCGGGGGAGCCUCAGCCACAGUCGGAGGGACGAGUGGUCACAGGUCCAGAAGGAGAGAGGGAAGGACGGACAGCGUGGGUCUCAAGGCACAACCUGCGGUUGAAUCCCCGGGGGUCCCAGCGCCCCCUUCCCUCCCCCGCAGAGGGGGCGGACAUGACCGGUCGGGGGGCCACCGUCUUCCUGCUGCUGUUGGCGGGGGGUGCGGCCUGGAGACCCCCGAAGGGGAAAUGUCCUCCCACGUGCUCCUGCAGCAAGGACUCGGCGCUGUGUGAGGGGUCCGUGGGGGUCCCCAGCGGCUUCGCUCCCAGCCUGCUGGCCCUGUCUCUGGUGCGGUCCGAGGUGCCCCGGCUCACGGAGCGGGCGUUCAUGAAGACCCCGUCUCUGCAUCUCUUGCUCUUGACGUCCAACGUUUUUGCGGUGAUCGGAGAUGACGCGUUCGCGGGACUCGUCCACCUGCGCUACCUGUUCAUCGAGGGGAACCGGGUGACUUCCAUCUCCAAGAACGCGCUGAGGGGUCUGCGCUCCCUGACGCACCUGAGCCUGGCCAAUAACGGGCUCCAGACGCUUCCGAAGCAGCUGUUCCGCGGGCUCCGGACCCUCAGCCACGUGGACCUGCGUGGGAAUCCGUUCGUGUGUGACUGCCGCCUGCUCUGGCUGCUGCUCUGGCUGCCCCGGGGCAACGCCAGCGUGGGCGCUGGGACCUGCGUGGGGCCGCCCCCGUGGAACCAGACUCAGCUCAGCGCUCUGGAUCCGCUGGCCUUCCGCUGCCACGUGGCCGAGCUGUCAUGGGUGCAGGCGCUGGGGGAGCCCGCUCUGGGGGCUGAGACCUUCUCCUACCUCGGGGAGACCCACGUGCUGCUGACCCAGCCUUUUGCCGGCCGCUGCCUCUUCCUCCGUUGGGACUACACCCUGCAGCGCUUCCAGCCUGAUGGCCACAUUCCCGCCCGCUCCGUGGUGUCCUGCAAGCCGCUGGUGCUGGGCUCCCGGCUGUAUGUGCUGGCCGCCCGGCUGUGGGGGGGUUCAGAGCUGUGGCUGCGCCCCUCGCCCGGCCUGCGUCUCGCCCCGUCCCAGCCCGUGGCCCCCGAGCGGCUGCGCAAGCCCAAUGACGCCGAGGUCUUGUGGCUGGACCAGGCCGCCUGCUUCCUGGUGGUGGACGCCAGCAAGGCCGGGCGGACGACGCUGCUGUGCACCGGCUCUGGCCCCCGUGCGGGGCCCGGCUUCUACCCGCGCCAGAGCCUGCACGCGUGGCACCGGGACACGGACGCUGAGCCGCUGCUGCUGGCGGGCGAGCCGCACCUGCUUCUGGCCUCGGCCGCCCAGCGCCCCGUGCUCUACCGCUGGCGCGCUGGGGCCUUCGAGCGCCACACCGACCUGCCCGGGGCCGAGGACGUGUACGCGGCCCGACACUUCCGCGCGGGGCCCGACCUGGUGCUCUGCCUCACCCGUGUCAUCGGAGACUCCAUGGUGAUGCGCUGGGACGGCGCCAUGUUCCGGCUGCUGCAGGCCCUGCCCUCCCGCGGCUCCUUGGUGUUCCAGCCCCUGCGCAUACGCGGGGAGCAGCUCGCCAUUCUGGGCAGUGACUUCGCCUACAGCCGCGUGUUCCGCUUCGCGCCGGACCCCGGCGUCCUGGAGCCACUGCAGGAGCUGGGGCCCCCGGCCCUGGCCGCCCCCCGCGCCUUCACCCUGGUCCCGGUGGCUGGACGACACUUCCUCUUUGCCGCCUGCUUCAAGGGGCCCACCCAGGUGUACGAGCACCGCCUUAGGGACCUCGGCGCCUGACCUGGUGGGGGCACGUGAAGGUGCGGGGCUAGUGCAGAGGCUCAGGUGGCCCCGCCAAACAGGGGCCCAUUUCUUGGCUUUCCAUCCCACCCCUCUUAAACACUGCUCAUUUCCUGUCCUCCCCUACACCCCAAGCCUGGCAGAGAGCAAAGCCGGGCCUGCCCGGAGCAGACAACCCGAGCUGGAAUGAGACUGAGAGGCGUAGAAGGUCACUCUCUGCGGGAGGUGGCAGAGUGAGCCAUUUCCCUCCCCCGGGGCCCAGGCAGCUGGGACCACCUGGGCAGUCUGCCCAGAGCCCAAAGCUGUGGCUUGGUCCCGCUGGCAAGGGCCUUGCUGACACCGCCUCCAGUGCCCACGAGAGAGCCGGGGUCCCCUGAGUGGGAACCACCUGUCCUGGCAGAGAUCAGCAAGAAAUACGGAGGCAUGGGCUGGUUCUGGGUGGGGAUGGGGUCACCAGAGGACACCAGGAGGGCUGGAUAUGUGGUGACUUGAGGGGGCAGCCCUGGGCUGGAGGGGGUGGAGCUGAGACCUUUGAGAGCCCCUUCCGUGCCGGGGUUAUGACUCAGUGGGCGCUAGGUAGCGCAGUAAAGACUUGGGAAACAGUCAUUGACCGCCACCCCCUGUCUCUGUGGGUCUUUGGCCUGCAUGGGAAUCUCUGGGCAGGACACUGGGUGCCUCUGGCCCAUCUGGGGGGUUCUGGGCAUCUCUGGACCACAGAGGGGCUUCUGUGGGGGUCUCUGGACAUUUCUGGCACACAGGGUCUCUGGGAGUUUUAGCCUAUAUGGCAGUCUCUGGGCAUCUCUGGCCCUUGCCCCCACCUCUUCUGGAUCAUAUCCCCUAAGGUCAAGGCACGGAGUCUGAAUUCUGGGGGACUGAGAAGAGCUAUGUGAGAAAACUGACCUCCACCCACCUAGUGCCCUGUUCCCCCAGCAGCCACAGGCCUGGGGGCUCGUUGGUGUGGAG